Chenopodium quinoa (quinoa) is the source of this 2456-nucleotide messenger RNA. Its product is annotated as zinc finger MYM-type protein 1-like. The annotation marks the transcript as partial. Lineage: Eukaryota; Viridiplantae; Streptophyta; Magnoliopsida; Caryophyllales; Amaranthaceae. The transcript is spliced from 3 exons. The record is from RefSeq and is a predicted model, not a curated record.
AUGAUGCUGGCCUGCUGCCCUGUGAGCUUGUGAUUUCAAGCUGUGAAAUGGUGAAUUUGUUAAUUGUUCAAGCUGUGAUACUGCCUGCUGGCCUGCUGCUCGCCUAGUCGGCAGUCGCCUGCUGCCCUGCUCCACUGCUCGAGAGUCGAGAGCGUGCUCUGCGCUCACCGCUCUUCGCUUCGUCGCUUCUUCUAAAGUCUAAUCUCCUAUUCUCAUUUUGCUAAAUGAAGAGAAAACGCACUCCAAAUGAACUGCAAAACAUUACUAGCUUCUUUGCUAAAAAGAAUCCUACUUCAACUUCUCUUCCACAUCCCACACAAAAUGAACAAACUAUAUCUCCACCUCAACAGAGUGAACAAACUAUAUGUCCACCUCAAGAAAGUGAACAACAUUCAUCUCCAUCUAAUUAUUCCACUCAAAAUUCCCCUCAAAAUGAACAAGGCCAAUGUUCUCCUAAUGCCCCAAUCUUUGGUGAAAGAUUAAGUGAACAUGAAUUUGCUAAUCUUCCACAAGAUCCAGGAAAGAGGAGAAAGAUGAGUCAAUUUCAUAAAGAUGAUAGAGAUUUAGUGAGAAGAAUUUACAUUCAAAGAAAGCCUUGUCAGCCCAAAGACUUUAUAUUUCCUCAAACUUCUAUUUUUGGCAAAAACCGUCGCUUUUGUGCUAAGUGGUUUGAUACUUGGACUUGGCUUGAGUAUAGUGUGGAAAAGGAUGCUGCCUAUUGUUUCCCUUGUUAUCUAUUCAAGGAUGAAAAUGCAUUUGGAGGUGAUGCUUUUGUUAGUGAUGGUUUCAAAUCAUGGAAUCGAUCGGAUUUAAUAAGAAAACAUGUGGGUAAGCACACGAGUGCACAUAAUAAUGCAGUGUUAGCUAUGGAUUUGUUCAAGAAGCAAAAGUCAAGCAUCACACAAGCCUUGACAAAACAAACCGCUGAGAGUACAAAUGCAUAUAGGAUGCGACUUGAAGCUUCAAUUGAAUCAAUCCAAUGGCUUUUACUCCAAGGGUUGCCUUUUCGUGGUCAUGAUGAAAAAGAAAGUUCCUUAAGAAGAGGUAACUUUCUUUCACUUUUAUCCCUUAUUUCCAAAGGUAACCCUGAAUAUUCUAAAGUUGUUUUCAAAAAUGCUCCUAGUAAUUGUCAACUUACUUCUCCAAAAGUCCAAAAAGAUAUCAUAAAUGCAUGUGCAAAAGAGACAACUAAAGCAAUGCUUGAAGAUAUUGAUGGUGGUUUGUUUUCUAUCCUUGCUGAUGAGUCCGCUGAUGUUUCUGACAAGGAACAAUUGGCUCUUUGUUUGAGAUAUGUUAAUAGAAAGGGAGAAGUGUGUGAGCGUUUACUUGGUAUUGUGCAUGUUGUAAACACUGCUUCUUUGACUCUCAAAACUGCUAUUGAAUCCUUAUUAAUGGAGCAUUCUUUGUCUUUCUCUCAAGUACGGGGUCAGGGUUAUGAUGGGGCAAGUAAUAUGCAAGGUUCUAUUAAUGGCCUUAGGACUCUUAUAGAGAAUGAGUGUAAAGAAGCUUAUUUUGUCCACUGCUUUGCUCACCAACUUCAAUUGACUCAAGUUGCACUUGCUAAAAAGAAUUCAGAUUGUGCUUGGUUAUUUGUUGAUGUACUUGCACCUCUGUUGAACUUUGUGGGGGGUUCACCAAAAAGGAAAGAGUUUCUUCGUGAAAAUCAAGCUCAAAGAGUGGUGGAUGCUUUGUCUCUAGGUGAACUUGAAACGGGUUCAGGUUUAAAUCAAGAACGUGGAUUAGGUAGACCUUGUGAUACUCGUUGGGGAUCUCACUUCAAGACAAUCUUGAAUGUACUUGACUUAUUCCUUAUAUUUGCGAUAACAAAUGCUUUGAAUGUGGCCUUACAAAAGCACGAUCAAGACAUUGUGAAUGCAAUGGCCAUGGUUAAUGUAACCAAGACUAAUUUGCAAAAAAUGAGAGAUGAAGGAUGGGAUUCUCAUAUGGAACAGGUCAUUUCUUUUAUUGGUGACUAUGACAUUGCAGUUCCAGAUAUGGAGGCUAAAUAUGUUGUUCCCGGGAGGAGGUUGUUUCGAGGUAAAUGCCCACAAGUGUCUAAUUUACAUCAUUUUCGAGUUGAAGUUUUUUUUGGUGUCAUUGAUCUUCAAUUGCAAGAACUUGAAAAUCGAUUUCCCGAAAUAACUAAAGAACUACUUGUGUGUAUGUCUUGUUUGAGUCCUGUGGAUCGUUUUUCUAAGUUUGACAAGGAAAAAUUGAUUAAGCUUGCAAAAUUCUAUCCUAAUGAAUUUCCAAGUUCAGAAUUGAUAGUCUUUGGUCAUACACUUGAGAGUUACAUUUGUUCUGUUAGAGGAGAUAACAGGUUUUGGAAUUUGAAGGGUCUUAGUGAGCUUUCAAUCAAAUUGGUUGAAACGGGAUUGUCUGAAACUCAUGAUAGGGUCUAUUUACUUUUGAAGUUGGUGUUGCUUCUUCCUGUCGCAACGGCAAGUGUGGAAAGG